Chlamydomonas reinhardtii is the source of this 2613-nucleotide messenger RNA. RefSeq lists its product as uncharacterized. The transcript is spliced from 5 exons. Gene Ontology annotation, molecular function: ubiquitin protein ligase activity; protein binding. Gene Ontology annotation, biological process: protein ubiquitination. The record is from RefSeq and is a predicted model, not a curated record. NCBI's taxonomy places the organism in Eukaryota, Viridiplantae, Chlorophyta, Chlorophyceae, Chlamydomonadales, Chlamydomonadaceae. Gene Ontology annotation, cellular component: nucleus. Bases 179 to 2449 code for a protein of 756 amino acids.
CUCAUGAAUAAUAAAAUGGAACAGCGGCUUACACACUGGGCUGUAGAUCGGUGCAGUGUGCCAUACUAAAUUGCGACUGCACGAACGAGCGGCUUCGGGCAUUAUCAUGCAUCGCCUUUUAUUUACCAGGUAUCAGUAGCAAGGCUUCAGCAACUCAGGCCCUCGUUCGCCGACUGCGAUGGACGAGGAAUUGUUGGGCGUGGAGCUUGAGGCGCUCGAAGCCACCUUCCCGGACGAGCUAAUAGUGCAACGCGGACAGAACUGCACCGAUGCCGCACAUGUACUAGAGGUUCUAUUGCCGCUGGCGCCGAGGGGCUGCCCAGCUCACCACGCCUUCGUGACGGGCCGGCUGCGGCUUGGCGUGACCGCGUCAUACCCGGACCAGCCGCCCACGAUAGCCCUGCUCGACACAAAGGGCAUUGGGGACACCCGCCUGGCGCGGCUGCACCAGACGCUGCGGGACGAGGCGGCGACGCUGGCGGGGGAGAUGGCUCUGGGCGCGCUGUGCGAGCACGCGCUGGACGUGAUCACGGCGGAAAACACACCCGAGGGCAUGUGCGCCUUCUGUCUCACCUCGGUUGAGUUGGCGCCGCCGGCGGCGGGCCAGGGCGCCAGCGCCGGCGGGGGCGGCGGUGGCGGCGACGGGGGCGGCGCCGAGGGCGGGCGGGAGGGGCUGGUGCGGCUGGAGUGCUUCCACGCCUUCCACAGGGAGUGCUACUCGAGCUGGUGGCUGUGGCGGCAGGCGGCGCUGCGCGAGCAGGAGGCGGCGCUGGUGGCGCACACAGGGGCCAGCGCCGCGUCCGUGCUGCGGGGCGAGGGCCUGCCGCCGCGCGACGGCGACGGCGUGUACGCCACCUCCUGCCCCGUGUGCCGCGCCGCUGCGCCCCUGGACUGCCUGGGCCCGCAGCUGCAGACCGAGCUGGUCGACACAGCCCUGGCCGCCGCCUUCGCUGCAGAGGAGGCGGCGGCGGCGGCAGCAGCAGCAGCAGGCGGAGGGAGGGGCGGGAGGGGCAGAGGCAAGGGGCAGGGGGCGAGGAGUAAGAAGCAGGGGGGCAGGCAGCACGGCGCGGAGGGGGAGCAGGGCCGGGCGUGGGCGCAUGGCGAGCUCGGGAAGGAGGAGGAGGAGGAGGAGCAGCGGCAUGGCGCCGGGGAGGAGGAGGGGGAGGUGGACGAGGAGGCGUUGGCGGAGCGGCUGCGGCGGCUGCAGGUGGCGGCGGCGGCGGCGGCGCGGCUGGCGGCGCAGCGGGAGGAGGCGGAGCGCGCGCGGCACCUGCGGCCGGAGCAGCUGCGGGAGUAUGCGGGUGUGCAGGCACGACACGCGGCGGUGCUGGCGCGGCAGCAGGCGGCGGGCGGGCUGAUUGAGCAGGCGAGCUACUCCAUCAGCGGGUGGACGCAGGGGCCCGCCGAGCAGCCGCCGCCGCCGCAGCAGCAGCAGCAACCGCAGCCGUCGUUGCCGGAGCAGGUGCAGGCACUACAUUCGCAGAGGCAGCAGCAGCAGCAGCAGCAGCAGCGACAACAGCAGUUGGGAGGGUCUGGGGCGUCGUCGUCGGGGCAGCAUGAGAAGCCAGGCGGCGGUGCUGGCGGCGGCCGGCACGGGCAGGGGAGAGGGAGAGGCGGCGGCGAGCCUGGACGGGGCCGACACGGCGGCGGUCGCGGCGGCGCUGACAGACAUGGAGGCGGCGGCGGCGGCGGAGGCAACGUUGAGGGUGGCGGCGGCGGAGGGGGCGGGGGCGGUGAGGGUGGUGGCGGGGGCGGAGGCGGCGGAGGAGGCGGCGGAGGCGCGCGUGUCAGUGCCGGUACGGCAGGUGCAAAUGGCGAGCAGGCUGCGGGCGGUGGGGAGCAGCACGAUAGGGCCGACAGGCGGCGGCGCGGCGGGGGCGGCCGGGGAGGCGGCGAAGGCCGCGGUACGGGCGGCGCUGGCGGGAGAGGCGGUGGCAGUGGCGGCGGCGGCGGAGACGGCCGGCAGCGGCAGGGCUCGGCGCAGGGCUCGCAGCCGCAGUCCCAUGAGGAUGGGGCGGAUGCAACAGCCGCAGCCGGCAGGGCGGUGGCCGCGGCGGCGACAGCGGCAUCUGCAGCGGCGGCGACGGCUAUGGCUGCGAUCACGCCCCCCUCUGCCGGAGCUAGCGCGCAGCUGCGCUCGGGUGGCGGCGGCCGGGAUGGAAAAGCCGGGGGCCGCGGCCGGGAGGCUGGCGGCGGCGGUGGCGGUCGUGGGGAAGGUGGCGGCCGGGGACGGGGGCGGGCCGAGCAGAGCAAGGUCGAGCUGCAGGCGGCAGUAGGCCACGUGAAUGGCAGCGCAGCGGAGGCGCUCGGUGCGGGGCGUGGAGGUGGCGGCGGCGGUCAUGGUCAUGGUGGCAGGGGUGACGGUUUUCGGGGUGGGAGAGGCCGUGGCGGCGGCGGCGGCGGCGGCGGUGGAGGCGGACGGGGUGAUGGUGGGGCUGUGGGACAGUGACACGAGGGGAUGCCGCACCAGCACACGAGGGGGCGCUUGUUGACGUUUUUUACAACGGGUCAUGUUCCUUAUGCAGCUGGGACAAUCUUGCAACUGCUUGCCAUCGGAGACGCGAGGCGACGCAGCGAAGAUGCACGCGUGUGUUCCUGUAACACGCACUCGAC